CCUCCCAUGGCCGCAAUGCAGGGCAGGCACUGGGUCUGCUUCUGCAGAAGCAUCCCGUGCCCAGGAGCAGGCCUGCUUCCUCCUCAGAGGUUGCUGUGGGAUCAGCAUGGACUGCAAGCACUGGAAGGGGACAUCCCAUCCAUUUCAUCCCAUCCAUUUCAUCCCAUCCGUUUCAUCCCAUCUAUUUCAUCCCAUCCAUUUCCACACUGCUCUGCAGCCCCUGUCUGCCUUGCUGUGCAUGCUGCAGAAGUUCCAGUUAUCCGGCAUGCUCUGCAGCACGAGCUGCUCAUUCUUUGCAGGGAAUUGGCCAUGCUGGUGGCAAAGCACAGUGCUGGUGGGUUGCAGCACUCCUGUGAGCACUGCUUGCCUCAUUAGCAUUCAGCACAUGGCUCAAGCAGCUUUUACAUUACUCCUUCCUGACUCUGGGACCUCAUGCGUGAGUCACAGGCUUGCACAUUUGCUUUCCCCAAUCUCUGCAAGCCCCCAGCACAUGGCAGACGCUGUUCCGACCAGUUCAUUUCUGCAUGUGCACAACCUUCUUUUCAUUUCUGCUAAGAAGCAGAGUCAUUCCCUGCCCCCUGUGCUCUCAUGGCUCAGCACCUUCUCACCGGGACCUUCAGCCUGCACUAUGUCUUGUGAGCUGGUACUCAGCCCACUUACAUCCAAGAAACAAAAGCAAAAGGCUGUGGGUCCUGCUCCUCUUUUCUGUUUCCCAAUCACAAACAAAGCUUUUCCUUUGCAUCAGUCUCUCCACCUCAAACCAACAGGAAUCUCUGUGAAGCACACAAUGCAAAAAGAUGUGUGGCCCCCAGUCCAUGAGACACAGAGUGCACUAUCCAAGCACACAGCUAAGCAGAGUGUGCACACCUUGGCCAGGAAGAAGACCCAGCAGCUCUCAGCACCUCCUUCCACAGGCAGCCAGUGUGCCACAAGCACUGCCAGCACCUCCACUGCUUGCAGAAAACUCCAUUUCUUCUUAUACUCAAAUAACGCAAGGAAACCAAGUCACUGUCUGAGCAAUACCGCCAGUAAAUGCUAGAGAAGGGAGAUGAUGUCCCUUUAAAUGUUACUAAAGUGUUGUCAAUGGAUCUGCCAUGGUAGAAGAGUUAAUCCCCCCCCAGCCCCUCUCAGCCACUGUGAUGGGAUAAUUAGAUGCGAGGGCUCAGCACAGAUGAUGCUCCAGUUGCUUAGCAACUAAUGGUUUCCAUGGAAAUGGCAAAGCACAGCCUCCAGAACAGUAAGUGAGCAGUGCAGCAGGGCAGGGAAAGAUGCCUGAAACUCUUGCACUGAUCCUCUCCUCCAGAAGCACUCAGAGGCCUUGAGAACAGUGAGGCUGAAUCACACGGAUUGCCUUAUGCCCUAACACACGGACUGUCAGCAUCCCGCUGCUGCCAGGCAUGAUGGGCAUGGCCUGCAUCUCUUCCAAUCCAGCACUGCACAUGGCUCACUGCUGUGCCGUGCCACAGCCACAGCUUCAGCUGAGCACAGACAACCUUGGCUGCCAAGCUGCUCUCCAUCACAUUUGAGAAGUUGUGGCUGUCAGACAAAGUCCCUGGUGAUGGGAAGAGGAGAAACAUCCCUCCUGUUGUGCCUGGGAAGGUCGUGGAGUGGAUCCUCCUGGAAGAGAUGUUAAGGCACUCUGAGAUGAGGGGGUGAUCUGAGACGACCAGCAUAGCUUCAGCAAGGGCAGAGCGUGCCUGACCCAUCCCAUGGCCUUCUGUGAUGGAGUGAUGGCAUCGAUGGACAAAGGGAGGGCAGCUGCUGUCAUCUACCUGGAGCUGUGCCUUUGGAGAAAGAGAUCUCUGGGGGGAGACCUCAUUGCAGCCUUCCAGCACUUGAAGAAAGCUUACAAGCAGGAGGAGGAGUGGCUUUUUACACAGUCCAGUAGUGAAAGGAUAAAGAGAACGGCUUGAAACAACAAGAGGGGAGAUGUGGGUCAGAUGUGAGGAAGCAAUCCUUUCCUCAGAGGGUGGUGAGGAGCUGGCACUGCUGCCCAUAGAGCUGUGGGUGCCCCAUCCCUGCAGGCACUUAAGGCCAGGUGGGAUGGGGCCUUGGGCAGCCUGAGCUGGUGGGUUGGCUCCUUGAUGGUCUUUCAGGUCCCCUCCAACCUAUGCUGUUCUAUGAUUCAAUCUCAGUCUGCAUUCUGAUAAGAGACCUCUGGGCAGGGCGUGGUGGAGCUGUUGGUUCAGUACCAAGUAGUCAUCCCCGAGCCCAGAAUGCUGUAGCAUAUGGCCAGACCUGCACAAUGGCAUUAAUUCAGCAUAACAAAUGCACCGUGUGGGAGGGACCACAUUCCUACCUGCUUGCAAGGGACAUUCUUACAGCUGCAGGUUUCCAAACACCACAGUCCCCAGUGGCACCACAGGCAACACACCAACAUACAACACAGUGAUGGAUCAUAAGUGAGAUCACACGGACAACCAGGGGAUCGGGCACAGCCAGAAUGGGUUCGUGAAAGGCAGCUGCUGCCUGACUAACUUCAUCUCCUUCCACGCUUGAGUCACUCACCUGGUGGAUGAUGGUGGGGCUGUAGAUGUAGGCUACCAGACUUCAGCAAAACCUUUGACGCUGUCUCCAAUAGGAUUCUCCUGGAGAAGCUGUGGCCUGUGGCUUGGUCAGGUGCACUCUUUGCUGGGUAAAGAACUGCUCCUCUGUUCUUAUAGCUGUCCCUGUGGAAUGCAGUGGGGGGUCACAAAGACAAUGAAGGGCCUGGAGCAUCUCCUGAAUGAAGGAGGGCUGAGAGGGCUGUUCAGUCUGGGGCAGAGGAUGCUCAGAGGGCAUCCUCAGCACAGCCACGAAGGCCGUGGUGACCACUGGCACCACUUGGUGACUCCCCAGUGCCAUUCUGCUCCCCACCGCCCUGAUCUGAGGCCUGGAACACAGCGAAACAGCCACAGAACAUUUCAAACUCCAUCCCCUAUCGCUUUCAAACGAGGCAAUCAAAGCGGAGCGCUGCGCUUUGUUCCGUGGGGGAGCGGAGCUGGAGGUGAGCGGCAGCGCGGCCCGGCACCGCUUCAAUCGGCACCAGCCCCGCUUUGAAGUGGUGCAGAAAUGUGAGAGGAGGGGCAGGGACCCGAGCUGUGCUCUUUCACUGCAGCUUCACAGAGCUGAGAGAUGUGGGGGGUACGAGCCAGCCCUGCCCAUGACAAGAAUACACCUCUAUGCAGGCAGAGCACAGAGACAGAGUGUGGUAUGAGCAGGAGCAGAGCUGAGCAGUCAAACCUCAGCUGCCUCCUCUGUCCCACAGCGCAGCCCCACACGCUGUAGGGGCGCACAGGCUGAGGGGCAGCUUGCAGCGUCCAUUUUCUGCCAGGAAGGCUGCAGUGAGGAGCAGGUUGCUCAUGGAGGCGGUGCUGUCCA
Molecule: messenger RNA, 3360 nt
Organism: Coturnix japonica (Japanese quail)
Lineage: Eukaryota; Metazoa; Chordata; Aves; Galliformes; Phasianidae
Source: RefSeq, a predicted model, not a curated record